Opisthorchis viverrini is the source of this 843-nucleotide messenger RNA. RefSeq lists its product as hypothetical. NCBI's taxonomy places the organism in Eukaryota, Metazoa, Platyhelminthes, Trematoda, Opisthorchiida, Opisthorchiidae. The transcript has 6 exons. The record is from RefSeq and is a predicted model, not a curated record. The coding region runs from base 1 to 843 and encodes 280 amino acids.
AUGCAUUACGUAUGUACAUGCAUCACGAUAUAUCGAAUAUCUUGCCAAUUUAAACAUGAGGCAGCACAUUCAGUUGCUUGGAAACAUCAUAAACGAGAGAUUCAGCUGGAUUCCAGACGCGAAGCGGAUUUACGAGAAAACAUACUACUCGCAUACCCCAUUAGUAGUAUCCACUGUUACACUAGUAGGGUGUUACGUUUGGACAAAAGCGUUUCCUUGAAGGAAGCCGCCUAUAAGGACCGUCUGGCAGUCGCGGCGCACACAAUCACCAUGCUGUUUGCCAUUUAUAGUUUCCAGUACUUUCGUCCAGGCGAUGAGUCGGUGUCAUACACUUGCAACUCGACGCUUAUUUAUCCCACGGGAAACGACUUCCAUAUGCACUUUAGUACGCUCUCGUUAUUUCACGAAUAUACGGACCUCACGUUUUACUCGCUCGAUGCUUCGGCGAACGCGAAGCCAACUUUUCGGGCCACUGCAUAUUUCCCCCAAGGAGGAGGAUAUGGACUGACCCGGUUUGGAGAUUAUUUGUCCAAGCACACAAUGUUUUCUGGUCUGUUUGCCAAUCGAUUCGCCAACUUCGACAAUAGACUACUGCGCCUUGGAGUUCUGAGGGAGGAACCAAUGGUAAUCGGAGGCCAGCUGUUAUCCAACGGCACUUUGGUGAAUGCAACCGGAAUGUCAAUUGAUCUUCUGGACAUACUCAGAGAAAAAUACAACUUUAGGCCGCCUCAUAAUUCAUUUGGCACGAUAUUCAAGAUAUCGCAAUAUAUUUUCAUAAAGGAAACAACUCACAAGGUUGCUGAAAACUCUUCGACAGCCCACGACCGGUUUCGCCCUUCUUGA